Rana temporaria (common frog) is the source of this 1804-nucleotide messenger RNA. RefSeq names its product cathepsin F (gene CTSF). NCBI's taxonomy places the organism in Eukaryota, Metazoa, Chordata, Amphibia, Anura, Ranidae. Gene Ontology annotation, cellular component: lysosome. The transcript has 14 exons. The coding region runs from base 73 to 1461 and encodes 462 amino acids. Gene Ontology annotation, molecular function: cysteine-type endopeptidase inhibitor activity; cysteine-type endopeptidase activity. The record is from RefSeq and is a predicted model, not a curated record.
CAACAGUCACAUGACCCUUGUUUAUCUUCAGCUUUGCCAGUAACCGGCCGGUGGCAGAGUUCGUAAUAAAGAAUGGAGAUGGCGGCGGGUCUGUACUUGGUUUUUAUGACAGCUCUGGGGCUGGUGAGCGGAUUGCCCCCGGGUCACUGGCAGGAGGUGCCCUCUGAGGAGCCGGUGAUACAGACAUUGGCGGAGAUCGCAGUGCGGGAAUACAACCGGCGGAGUGACCAGGAUGUCGCUUACAUAAAGCUGCGCGUCACCGAUGUCAGGAAGCAGUUGGUGUCUGGGGCUAAGUAUGACUUCAGUAUUGUACUGGGAAGAUCAAUGUGUAAGAAGAAUGGGGAAGAGACUCCCAAUAACUGUCAGCUUCAUGUUGCAGCUCUAGAAAGGGGAGUAAAGUGCAACUUUGUUGUGUUGCUGGUGCCAUGGCUGAAUGAGACUAAAAUCUUGCAUCAGUUGUGUUCACAAGAAGAUUUUAUAAACAAUGUGGCAGAGACAUCACCUUCAAAUCAGGAUAAGCUUUCAUCAAAUACGGAGGAUGAGCUGCUUGAGACAUUGUCAUUAUUUAAGGAGUUUGUGACAACUUACAAUAAAACAUAUCAAAAUGAUGAAGAGGCUCUGGGACGUUUGCGCAUAUUUUCUGAAAAUCUCAAGAAGGCCAAAGAUAUACAGGAGAAGGACCAGGGGACUGCUGAAUAUGGCAUCACUAAGUUUAGUGAUCUUACAGAGGAAGAAUUCCGAACUCUGUACUUGAAUCCUUUACUCUCAAGCCAAGGACAUCGGAUCAUUAAGAAGGCUGUGAUUCCAAAAGAUCCUCCUCCUGCUCAGUGGGACUGGAGAGAACAUGGUGCUGUAACUGAGGUCAAGAACCAGGGCAUGUGUGGAUCCUGUUGGGCGUUCUCUGUGAUUGGAAAUAUUGAAGGACAGUGGUUCUUGAAGAAAGGCUCCCUUGUUUCCUUGUCUGAGCAAGAGCUGGUGGAUUGUGAUGGUGUGGAUCAUGCAUGUGGAGGAGGUCUUCCAUCAAGUGCAUAUGAAGCUAUUGAGAAGCUAGGUGGAGUGGAAACAGAACAAGAUUACAGCUACCAGGGACGGAAACAAGGCUGCAGCUUCUCUACCAGCAAAGUGUCAGCUUAUAUUAACAACUCUGUGGAGAUUCCAAAAGAUGAGACAGAGAUUGCUGCUUGGCUAGCACAAAAUGGACCAAUAUCCAUUGCUCUUAAUGCAUUCGCUAUGCAGUUUUAUCGUAAAGGGAUUUCUCACCCAUUCAAGAUAAUUUGCAGUCCCUGGUUCAUUGACCAUGCUGUACUCCUAGUGGGCUAUGGAGACCGUAAUGGGACACCUUUCUGGGCAAUCAAGAAUAGCUGGGGAACAGACUGGGGAGAACAGGGCUAUUACUAUUUGUAUCGAGGCUCGGGAGCUUGUGGUGUGAAUCAAAUGUGUAGUUCUGCCGUGGUAAAUUAGACAUCUCCACUGAAGAGUUCCUUUUGUCUUCAUACUAAGAUAAUGCCAGCGGGAAUCAUUGGUGUGGCAUGUUGUAACUUGAGAUUCAUAUGAUUUGAGACUUGAAUCAGUCCUGGGAAAAGGUGACAUAUACCUUUCCCUUAGAAAACUGUAAUUAUCAUCUGUGGUUUUGACUUCAGGUGAAAACAAAAAUUAGUGGAAGUGUAAAAUGUGUCACUAACAUACUAUUUUAACCAAACCCCCCGAAAAGUUUGGGGUGCUCUAAAUUUUUAAAUUUUUUAUCUGGUUAUAUAAACCAAUAAUGAAAUUACUUAAUAUUUUAUUACUAAUUAUUUUUCAUUUA